Molecule: messenger RNA, 1497 nt
Organism: Eruca vesicaria subsp. sativa (arugula)
Lineage: Eukaryota; Viridiplantae; Streptophyta; Magnoliopsida; Brassicales; Brassicaceae
Source: the annotation of a GenBank genome assembly
AUGGCUGAUCUUCAAGAGAGGAUGUCACUCUCCUCGUCUUCAUCCUCCUCCUCAUCAUCAUCGUCUUCUCUGUCACUAACAGCAAUGCCAAUAGAUGGAGAGUUGUGGAUGGUUGCCGAGGAAAGGGCUCAGGAGAUACUUAACGCCAUCCAACCUGUCUUUGUUUCAGACAGAAGCAGGAACGAGAUCAUACAUUAUGUCCAGACCCUUAUUAAGGAUCGUCUUGGAAUUGAGGUCUUCUUGUUUGGCUCGGUGCCACUAAAAACCUACCUCCCAGAUGGAGAUAUUGAUCUGACAGUCCUAACUCCUCAAGAUAAAGAAGAGGACUUGGCUGACACGUUGUGCAAUAUGCUUAAAGCUGAAGAUGGAAAAUCUGGUUUCUAUGUAACUGAUGUUCAAUAUAUUGCAGCACAGGUUAAGGUCAUAAAAUGCAGUAUCAGGAACAUUGCUGUAGACAUCUCCUUCAAUCAAAUGGCAGGACUCUGCGCUUUAUGUUUUCUAGAGCAGGUUGACCAGGUGUUUGGGAGAGACCAUCUAUUCAAGCGUAGCAUCAUUUUGAUCAAGGCUUGGUGCUACUAUGAGAGCCGUAUUCUCGGUGCCAACACUGGAUUGAUUUCAACAUAUGCUUUGGCAGUACUAGUCUUGCAUAUCAUCAACAUAUCUUAUUCAUCACUAUCUGGCCCUUUAGCGGUUCUGUUUAAGUUCUUGGAUUACUAUGCAUCAUUUGAUUGGGAUAACUACUGUCUCACUGUCAAUGGACCAGUUCUGAUAUCUUCUCUGCCAGAUAUGACUGGUAAUGAUGCUGAUGUUUUCUUGAACGAGAAGUUCUUUAGAGAAUGCAUAGAGUUAUAUUCGGUUCCAACUAAAGCUGUUGAAGCAAAUGGCCAUUAUUUUCCUGUAAAACAUUUCAACAUUGUGGAUCCUUUGAAGCACAGUAACAACCUUGGCCGUAGUGUGACAAAAGGCAAUUUGCAACGUAUAAGACAUGCUUUUACUCUGGGAGCUAGAAAGCUCAAAGAUGUGCUUUCAGUACCUGGAGAAACCAUGGGCUGGAAACUGGAGAAGUUCUUCAGUAGUUCAUUAGAGAGGAACGGUAAAGGACAAAGACAAGACGUGGAGGAACCUGUCGUGGCCUUUGGCACAGGAAGAUCAGAACCAUCUGAACUCAGGGGAGACGUUGAAGGAUACUUCAAAAGUCUUGUAUACGGGAAAUGGUUUCACGGAGAGACUCAGCAUAGGUGGAUCCCUCAGGGGCAAGACACAAGUUCUUGGGACAUUGUUCGUUGGUUUGUCACUGGACAAAAGAAUGUUUUCUAUAGGAGGAAUCUGAAUGGAUCAUCAAACUCGUUUCAGAACAUGAGGAGAUCAAGAGGAACAGGCACUUACAUUCCUGAAAUGAGUCAGCAAUCUUAUACAGACAGGUUCAGUAACAAACCGAGCAGGGUGAACCCAUUGCCUUCAGCAUCUCAGUCUCAACUUCUCAAACAGAAUAUUUGA